Molecule: messenger RNA, 998 nt
Organism: Saccostrea cuccullata (small rock oyster)
Lineage: Eukaryota; Metazoa; Mollusca; Bivalvia; Ostreida; Ostreidae
Product: fibrinogen- and Ig-binding protein-like
Exons: 6
Coding region: 327-725 (132 amino acids)
Source: RefSeq, a predicted model, not a curated record
UGAUAAGAAACCUCAAAAAAAAUUAUUGUAGACUUAAACCCCUCUCUACACACACACUUCUCCUCUUGCUUCUGCCUUUCUCUAUCCACUGGGUGUAGUCUAUAACUCUAUGGUUUUGGGAUCUGUAGGAAGAGAACACGACUAAGUCACUUAUAGCUCAGGAGGCAGAGGAACACAAGGAUCUGUGGGAGAAAGAGGUGAUAUCUCGAUCUAAACUUGGCCUCAAGAUCUCCCAGUAUGAAAAGCAGAAACAGGAUGCAUUUGUUCAGCUGGAAGAGGAGAGAAGAAAGCACAGAAAGACGAUAGAAGCCAAGAGGACAGCUGAAAUGAAAUUGGAGGCCGAGAUAGACAAGAAUACUCAGCUACAGAAGGAAGUGGCCAGUUUAAAAACUUACCUGAAGGUGGCCAAGAAGAGAUUAAAGGGCCUUGAUUCCCGUGACUCUAGAAUUAACUCCCUGAGUGCUGAUUUUGAUCGUGAGCGUAUGACCAUGGAAAGUACUCUAUCUUCUGUCAGACAGCAGCUUCAGGACUUACAGCUUCAUUUGGAGAGAGAGGUAGAUGAGAAACAACAACUUCAAUCCAAGAACCUUAAGCUGCAAAAUGAGCUUGCUGAGCUGCAGCAGCUCAAAAAGGCGAUAAAAAAGCUGGAGCUCUCUAAAGAUAAGCUCGAGAGCGAGUAUAAGGCCUAUAAGGUACUGGGUCUUGCCACUGUGAAUGGUGCAUGAUGGGAAAAUGAGAUGCUUCACCAUGUUUUGAAUCCAGGGAAAAUGCAUGCUUGUUACAUAUUUGUUCUGUUGCACAUUGCUUGAUAUUUGUUCAUUUAAGUUUUAGAGUAUUACAGUUAAUGGAUGUUGAUGACAUUGAAAUUUCAAUGAAGAAUUUACUAGAUUUUGGUUUUUGCAGUGUUAUUUUGUUGAAUGCAUGCACUUGAACAGAAGGAGAAAUGUUUUGAAGGUUUGCACUGAAUGUUACACAGUAGUGAAGAAAAACUGCUUUGA